Aspergillus saccharolyticus JOP 1030-1 is the source of this 2538-nucleotide messenger RNA. RefSeq names its product protein kinase IKS1. Gene Ontology annotation, molecular function: protein kinase activity; ATP binding. The coding region runs from base 109 to 2214 and encodes 701 amino acids. Lineage: Eukaryota; Fungi; Ascomycota; Eurotiomycetes; Eurotiales; Aspergillaceae. The transcript is spliced from 2 exons. The record is from RefSeq and is a predicted model, not a curated record. Gene Ontology annotation, biological process: protein phosphorylation.
CCAGAAGAUACCUUGCAUUUCCUUAUCAUCAUAACCCAUCAUUUCGGGCUAUUUAUUAGCUAUUCAUGUCUUUGUGUGCCUUGUGGAUAUGCCACUCUCCCCUUGACAAUGGAGGAUGAGGGCAUGUCCAUUGUUCCCUAUGGAUCGGGUAAUCUUGAUGUCGUGCUGCGACACAAUGACUCGGUUGUGGUUUACGAUCGGGAUUCGCGGCAACUCGUUCUCCAGAACACCGCAGAACGAAGGGGUAGUGACCUGGAUCUAACCGACUGUCCUUACUGCCAUCGUCCUUUGCACGAGACUGGAUCAACUCAUAGUGAUCAUGAAAAUAGCGCGAGCGGGCAGGGUGAAUUCGUUAAUCCAGACUACUUUCGACUACUUCAUGCCAGCUUACCUGGCUCUACGGACUCGUCCAACGCCCCUUCCCCCCGUCGCCGUCUCGUUCAGCCAGCUAUUGCGGACGGGCCCACAAGUGGCCCUAGCGAUACGGAGGUCGACACCCAUAUAAGUCAGGGAAUUUCGUCCGCAGCAUUCACGCAGGACUACUUCAAAAAAUUCUUUGUUGAAGAGAGGGUCCUAGGUAAAGGCGGCAAAGGCGUUGUCCUUCUGGUAAAACACGUACUGGACGGUGUCUCGCUUGGCCAUUAUGCCUGCAAGAGGGUUCCUGUCGGAGAUGAUCACGAGUGGCUUGAAAAGGUGUUGGGUGAGGUGCAGCUUCUGCAGCACCUUUCCCAUCAAAAUCUCGUCUCUUAUCGACAUGUGUGGUUGGAAAAUGCAAAGAUCACUACAUUCGGGCCGAGUGUCCCAUGCGCGUUCAUACUUCAACAGUAUUGCAACGCGGGAGAUCUCCACAAUUACAUCUGUGGUGCAGUGCAAACCCCUACUACGACACAGCAGCUUAAAGACCGCCUGAGAAGAAGGUCAAGGGGUGGACUAGAUCCUGAGAAUGACCAUGGGGCACUGCGCAAGCUCCAUUUCGAGGAGAUUUACUCCUUCUUCAAAGAUAUCACUUCCGGAAUCCGGUACCUUCAUGCCAAUGGCUAUAUCCAUCGUGAUCUCAAGCCCCACAACUGCUUACUGCAUAAGACAAGUGACGGGGUUCGGGUGUUGGUGAGUGACUUUGGCGAGGUUCAGGCCCAAGAUGCAACUCGAAGGUCCACCGGGGCUACAGGGACUGUUUCUUACUGCGCACCGGAGGUUUUAAGGCGGGAGUAUCCUGACGGGCCCUUCGGUAACUUUACCUUCAAAUCCGACAUCUUUUCCCUAGGGAUGAUUUUGUACUUCCUCUGCUUUGCGCAACUUCCAUAUAGCAACGCCGACUUGAUCCACGAGGAGAAAGAAGACUUGGACCGACUUCGCGAAGAGAUCAGUCAAUGGUCGGGAUUCGACUACGCCAGACGCAUGAGACCGGAACUCCCCGAACAGCUUUAUAUGUUCCUUCAGCGUUUGCUGUCCGUGGAUCCCGAUCGCCGCCCAUCGGCAGAAGAAGUCCUUAACGGUCUUCAGGCUGGGGCCAAUGUCAAUGAAAACUUCCGCCUGAAGCGGACUAGCCCGACUAGUCCUGACAUGCGCCCCAAUUCUCGAAUUCAUCCGGUAGAGAGUCCGUCGCCUACAUCCUACACUCGUCAAGCCCUGUCUCCAAACAGAGCUCUAGCGAGGUCACCACCAAGUGCUCGGCGGACAUCUGCGUACGAUAGCACCAACCCAGAUGCAGCUAGGGCUGAUUCCACCUCGUCCUCUUUGAGCUCUGAACGAAACCUCAUAUUCCGACCGCGUUUCUCGAGUACUCCCUCAUCCUCGCUGUCGCCUACUCAUCGUACAUCUGAGGAACAUCAACACGAAGUAAGGCCCCAGGACCUACCUGACACGGCCGAAGAGCCCCGACAACAACAUCUCCUCCCACCACCGCCCAGCCACUGGUUCUUGCAAAGAUACCUCCCAUUCUUGGAACCCAUAACAACAUAUCUGGUGGAUCAGCAGCUUGGGCUUACAAUCGUGCAACUGAGCACUUUUCUCCUCAAGCUACUCUCCGUAUUUCAGCCCUGCAGUCCGCUGACCGUCAAUCCAUGGGUUACUUACCCCUUGCUGUUAGUGGCAGCGGUCAAUUUCCCAACGAAAAGCUUUGUCAGGCAGAUGAUCUCACUGGUGCUGCACCUCCUGGUUGUAAGUUUGUGUAUGCAGAUGGAGGCGCUCUGUUGGAGGACGUACAUGCGUUAAAAUUCCGGUCCAUGAUGUUCGUUUGAGUGGUUGCUUGUAUCCGAGUUGGGGUGGCACAGGGUUCAGACUGCGACGGAAAGAGAUACGGCAUCUGUCGCUUCGGUGCAUGGCUUCGCAAGCGGUAGUGAAGCUACGCCUUUAAUUGACAGAUGCAUGUGCCCAUGUUAUUGAAAUGCAUUUAUAAACUAUUUUAGGCAGUUACCUGGGUAGUGACAGUGACCAUGCCGCAUGAUACGGGGUAAGAUUCCGUUAUUCGCUCAUCUUGAUGGCAUAAGCGCUGUCCGGGGUCUUCUGAUAAUAGUUUGACACGGCGCCCUUUGAAAG